Schistocerca gregaria is the source of this 618-nucleotide messenger RNA. Its product is annotated as N-acetylglucosaminyl-phosphatidylinositol de-N-acetylase-like. Lineage: Eukaryota; Metazoa; Arthropoda; Insecta; Orthoptera; Acrididae. Gene Ontology annotation, cellular component: endoplasmic reticulum. Gene Ontology annotation, biological process: GPI anchor biosynthetic process. The record is from RefSeq and is a predicted model, not a curated record. Gene Ontology annotation, molecular function: N-acetylglucosaminylphosphatidylinositol deacetylase activity. The transcript has 2 exons. The coding region runs from base 1 to 618 and encodes 205 amino acids.
AUGAUAAAAGCGGCGGAUACCCGUCAUAUCGGGCGCUUCAAAUCGGAUUUGGGGCUUACAGAAAGCAAUGAGCCUAUUAACAUUCUUUAUGUUACCGCUCAUCCAGACGACGAGACAAUGUUUUUCUCGCCGUCUAUAUUGACGCUUCAGACGUUUCAAUGGUAUCCAGACAUCGACAGUUGCUCUGGAAGCCAAUGGGACCCCGAGCAGGUUGCUAGACAUAUUUCUGAGUCGGUUGACAAGUGGGACAUUAAUGUUUUGAUCACGUUUGACUCAUAUGGCGUGUCCGGCCAUUCGAAUCACAUUUCCUGUUAUUUAGGCGUUGAGCAUUAUUUGAAACAUUUUUCAAGAAGGCGAUUGGUAGCGUAUCGGUUGAAGUCAGUUAGUCUUUUGCAGAAGUACUGCUGGCCGCUGGGCCUUCGUCUUUUCAAUCCAUUUCAGAAGCGCGAACAGAAUGAGCACAGUUCACCGUCUAUCAAGUUUUUUAACCCGAAGCCUUCGGCGACGCUCUAUGCGAUGGAACUACACGAAAGUCAGUUGGUUUGGUUCAGGCGCAUUUACAUGUCCCUUUCGCAAUAUGUGCAUUGGAAUGAGCUCGAGAAGAUAGAGGGCUGUUAG